Molecule: messenger RNA, 450 nt
Organism: Annulohypoxylon maeteangense
Lineage: Eukaryota; Fungi; Ascomycota; Sordariomycetes; Xylariales; Hypoxylaceae
Exons: 3
Coding region: 1-450 (149 amino acids)
Source: RefSeq, a predicted model, not a curated record
AUGUCACAACUACAGACAGCAUCAACACCAACUGGUCGAGAGGAUCAAUUGACUCGUUCUCGCAAGUACAACGACAAGGACCACGCUGGUCUUGCUGAGGGUACUGUUCUACCUCACGAGAACGUACCCAAGUUCUUUGCCAAGAAUGGCUUCGAUGGCGUCGACCCAAAGAAGACCAAGAAGAACGGUGGAGGCAAAGGCAAUUGGGGCUCAGCAGGUCAAGAGGUUGUCGACGAGAAUUUCAACUUCUCCAACGCCCGCCGCCGCUCCAAUAGCAGUGGCUACUCCAACCAUCUUAAUGACUUCAAGACGAAGUUCGAGUUCAACGAGCCUGAGCCUGUCUUCGAGGAGAGCAUCCACGGCCCGGAGAUCGAAGACGAGAAUGCUCUUUCAAAGACCGAGACUUCCUCUAGUGCAGGAAGCUCGGCGGACGAGAAGGAGCAUAAGUGA